CUUGCUCGAGCUUUGGUGAAGAUCCUUUUUAACGUGAAAACAAAAAGUACCACAAAAAACUAUCUAAACAUGUCUCUUGAACGUGCUGUUCGUGCCAAGAUUGCCGGCAAGCGCAAUCCCGAGAUGGACAAAGAGGCCCAGGAAUGGAUUGAGGCAAUUAUUGCUGAGAAAUUCCCCGCUGGCCAGCAGUAUGAGGAUGUGUUGAAGGAUGGCCAAGUUCUGUGCAAACUGAUCAACAUUCUGUCGCCCAAUGCUGUGCCCAAGGUCAACUCAUCUGGUGGCCAAUUCAAGUUCAUGGAGAACAUCAACAACUUCCAGAAGGCUCUGAAGGAAUAUGGUGUACCCGAUAUCGAUGUCUUCCAGACUGUCGAUCUCUAUGAGAAGAAGGAUAUUGCCAAUGUUACCAACACCAUUUUCGCUUUGGGACGUGCUACCUACAAGCACGAUGACUUCAAGGGUCCCUUCUUGGGCCCCAAGCCCGCUGAUGAGUGCAAGCGUGAUUUCACCGAAGAGCAACUGAAGGCUGGCCAGACCAUUGUUGGUCUUCAGGCCGGUUCCAACAAGGGUGCCACCCAGGCUGGUCAGAACUUGGGCGCUGGCCGCAAAAUCUUGCUGGGCAAGUAAAUUUGCUAAAAGUAUUUUUUGGAGUUGGAGUUUAAAUAUUAUUUCAUCACUUUUAUAUCUCUAAUUUACUUUUGUAAGUUUAAAUCAUAUUAAAAAAAAAAAACCAAA
Messenger RNA from Drosophila willistoni, 732 nucleotides. It is a transcript of the gene Mp20, whose product is annotated as muscle-specific protein 20. NCBI's taxonomy places the organism in Eukaryota, Metazoa, Arthropoda, Insecta, Diptera, Drosophilidae. The transcript is spliced from 3 exons. The coding region runs from base 70 to 624 and encodes 184 amino acids. The record is from RefSeq and is a predicted model, not a curated record. Gene Ontology annotation, molecular function: protein binding.